Molecule: messenger RNA, 896 nt
Organism: Ipomoea triloba (trilobed morning glory)
Lineage: Eukaryota; Viridiplantae; Streptophyta; Magnoliopsida; Solanales; Convolvulaceae
Product: CCG-binding protein 1
Exons: 3
Coding region: 61-678 (205 amino acids)
Biological process (GO): pollen tube guidance
Cellular component (GO): nucleus; cytosol
Molecular function (GO): mediator complex binding
Source: RefSeq, a predicted model, not a curated record
UCUGUUUCAGCCUCCAUUAUCAAUUGACGACUCGUCUCUGAACAUUACACAAAAGAAAAAAUGUUGCGAUCUGUUAUUUUGAAACCCCAUCUGCCAUUUUCGUCAUCUUCCACACUUUUUCUUGAAGCUGCAAAUAAAAGUCAUGGUUCUGUAAAUCCGCUCACCAUCCGGUGUUCUUCAAGAACCAAUGAUUCGAUACCAAAGCUCGAGCCUUUUAGCCGGAGCAAGCUCGAGAGAGUCGUGAAAGACCCUCCUCUCAUCGAGAAAUGCGAACGCGAACUCGCAGAUUAUUGCUCUGUUCUGGAAGGGGAUGAUUCCUAUAGCUGCUGGAGGGCGUAUUUUGAACUCAAGGAUCUUGAAAAAGAACAACCAAAGGAGGAGGUGGAGAGGCUAAUCCUGCAAGCAGGUGGAGUGAAAUCUCUGAUUGGGUGCGUGCAUGGGAUCGCGUCAAUGCAGAAACCGGCGAAAGAAUGGCAGGAAGCAACAAAGGCGAAGAACAGUGAUAAAGUUGAUGAGGGAAGGGCGUGCCCUGUACCUGACGGAUUGCCCAAGUCAAGAGAAGAGCUUGAAGAAGAAGAGAGAGCUUUGAUGCCAGAUUCCCCUUUCACCAGAUUACUGAGGAUCAAAGGAAGAGCCCCGGCAUGGUACUCCCACGCACCUGAUCACGAAACCUAUUGAUAUUGAUAUUCAACUCCAUGUUAAUACUACUAGUUAUAGUGAGAUUGAAGGAAUAAAUGUAUAGUUACUCUGAUCUGUAAUAGAUAUCAUCAAGUCUGUCUGUUGAUGUUGUUAUUAUAGUCCCUGGCUUACAAAUUGAUAUAAAUAUUGGGUUUUGGCAGACAAUUGUAGUCUUCAAUCUGUAGCUUGUUUAAUGAAAAGGAAUUGCUUAGCUAUAA